AUGGUCAGAUUUCUGCUUCCUCUCUUUCAACUGCUCUCUGCAGUGCUUUUCUUCCAGGUUGUGCACGCUGGAGAAUACACAUGUGCUCCGGCCCCACUGAGUGAGGAAUCAUUUCCUUUACUUACUUCUUAUACGUGGCUAGAGCGUCAACCAAACGGGGUCUACUACGCUGAUCUUCAGGUUGGAGCUGCUAAGGGGCAACCGCCGAGGGCGAAGGUCUUUUACGCCCCACCGGGCAUCUCCAACAAGAAGGGUGUUCUCCGGUUUGAGAACCACGCCAAUUUCCGGAUGCUCAUGUGUGUCUCACAAGAUGAACACGGUGGAGCUCACAGACAAUGUUUUUGGCUUAACGCUGGUGACAACUGCACUACCAACCACAUCGCCUAUAGCCUCUACUUUAUUGCUGGCCCCAAGCUCUGA
Colletotrichum truncatum is the source of this 420-nucleotide messenger RNA. The record is from RefSeq and is a predicted model, not a curated record. Lineage: Eukaryota; Fungi; Ascomycota; Sordariomycetes; Glomerellales; Glomerellaceae.